This is a messenger RNA of Fusarium oxysporum Fo47, 1712 nucleotides long. Its product is annotated as major facilitator superfamily domain-containing protein. Gene Ontology annotation, molecular function: transmembrane transporter activity. Gene Ontology annotation, biological process: transmembrane transport. Lineage: Eukaryota; Fungi; Ascomycota; Sordariomycetes; Hypocreales; Nectriaceae. The record is from RefSeq and is a predicted model, not a curated record. The transcript has 3 exons. The coding region runs from base 1 to 1434 and encodes 477 amino acids. Gene Ontology annotation, cellular component: fungal-type vacuole membrane.
AUGGCUCGUUCGACAAUAUCCUCCUCCUCUGAGACGGUCAAUGACAGAAACCUCCAACCAACCACUUCAACAGACCCAGAAAAGUCAGGUCCUCAACCUACGGCCAAAACAGAAGCCAACAUACAUCCAGAAUCUGCCAACGCCGUCGUGGCAGAUCUCGAGCGUGGUGACAAUGAUGAGAAGAAACAGGAGCAACCACCAGCAGGCCCUCCACCAGGAAUGGCACCAGCUGAUUUCCCAGAUGGUGGUUUCGAGGCUUGGCUUGUUGUCUUUGGUGGAUGGUGUGCUCUGUUCUGCACAUUCGGCCUUGUGAACUGCGUGGGUGUGUUCCAGAAAUACUAUGUUUCUGGACCGCUUAGGGACUAUGAUAGCUCUGCCGUGAGCUGGAUCACCUCUGUUGAGGUGUUCUUCAUGGUCUUCUGUGGUGCCAUUUUUGGCAGUCUGUUCGACAACUACGGCCCCAAGUACCUUCUCUGGUUUGGGUCGAUCGCCUACAUCUUUGGUCUCAUGAUGAUUUCUUUGUCAAAAGAAUACUAUCAGUUCUUCCUCUCACAGUCCAUCGUCGCAGCCAUUGGAUCAAGCGCUGUCUUCAACGCUUGCAUGUCCUCACUCGUCACCUGGUUCUUCAAGCGUAGAGCUGGCGCUUUCGGUAUCAUGGUCUCAGGCUCGUCUCUCGGAGGUGUUGUUCUUCCAAUCAUGAUGGACAAGAUGAUCCAGAGCGUCGGCUUCCCCUGGAUGAUGCGUACCAUGGCUUUCAUGUUCCUCGUUUUGCUUGUCUUCUCUUGUCUCACUGUCAAGUCCCGUCUACCUCCUCGCCCCAAACCCUUUGUUGUCAAGGACUAUAUCAACGGUCUCCGUGAACUUCCCAUCCUCAUCACUGUCAUCGGUUUCUUUCUCUUCAUGUGGGGCAUGUUUCUUCCCUUUAACUAUGUCCUUCUCCAGGCCCAGGCUGCGGGCAUGUCCGAGACUUUGAUCCCUUACCUGCUACCUAUCCUCAAUGCUGUGAGUAUUUUUGGUCGUAUUAUUCCCGGCAUUAUCGCCGACAAAAUCGGUCGAUACAACGUCAUGAUCAUCAUCACAUUCAUAUCCGCACUCUUUUGUUUCUGUGUCUGGAUUCCUGUCAACGAUACCGCCGGCAUUGUUGUAUUUGCUGUCAUUUUUGGGUUCUCAUCGGGUGGCUAUAUCAGUCUCGUCCCGACUCUCAUCGCACAGCUCUCCGAUAUUCGCCAGAUUGGUACUCGUGUUGGCGCUGCGUUUGCGAUUCAGUCUUUUGGUGCUCUGACAGGAAGCCCCAUCGCUGGAGCCAUCGUGUCUGCUCAGAAUGGUGACUAUCUCGGCCUGCAGUUGUUUUGUGGUUGUUCUAUGCUGGCCGGUUGCAUGUUUUUCGUCUUUGCUCGUUAUGUGCAAGUCGGAUUGAAGGUGGUCAAGGUCUGAGGUCUGUCCAACACGAAUGAAAGAGCAAAUCACAUGCUAGAAAGUCGACGAGUUGGAAAAAUAGGAUCAAGUGCAAAAGCAAAUGGAAUCCACACGAGACACAGGAUGGAUGAAUACAUUCGGAAAAGGUUAACAUUGAGAACGUGAGAUAAUCCGCAUUUAAUGGAGAAGAUGUCGCUAGCUUAUACUGGCGUAAAUAAUGAGAUGACCGUAAAGUCAAAUUAGGACAGACGAUGCUUGUGGCACACACGAAAGAGGAAUAAACCAGAGUAACUAGA